UUACUGAAUAAAGAGCUCACACAGCUUCGCUCCCAGCACACCACCGGCGGCACACGCGGAUAUUUCUUAUUUCUCAUGACAAUAACAGAUAGUUACAAGGAAUGUUUUCUUUUUUUUGUCGCCAUCACCCGAGACUAUUCAAACGUGAUAAUUAACAAUUCACUGUGAGAAACUGUUGGAUUGUUUCCUGGACUGGGUUUUCAAACUGGUCGCGAUCCUUAUGGUUUUUCCUGAUUUAAGACAUUGUGUCAGCAGGGCUGUUGUCAGUCAGGAAUGGUUGCCCGGGCAGUGACAGUUGUCCAUCAUGAGGAGCGCAGAGGUUCAUGCUGCCCACAUCCCUCUCCUCCACCCUGGGACCCAGCAGAGGACCUCCACAGCAUCACCACCACCUUCCAGUAUCUACAGACCUCAGGCUGGUACUGGGGUUCCAUCUCAGCGAGUGAAGCUCGGGAAGCUCUCCUAAAAAAGUCAGAGGGCACGUUUCUCAUGCGGGACAGCAGUCAUCCUCAGUACAUGCUGGCCCUGUCAGUAAAGACCCGCUGCGGACCUACCAGUGUACGCAUAGAGUACAGCAGGGGCUCUUUCUGGCUGGACUCCAUUUCCCCUGGCCUGCCUCAUCUGCAGUCCUUCCCAGAUGUUCUCAGCCUCAUACAGCACUACAUGGGCUCGGGCCACACGCCACAGGGCCAGGCGUGUGAUGACAUCCAUCCCAAAACAAAGCCUGACCCUGCCGCGCACACAGCUAAAGACAGUGGAGUGCCUCUGAAACUGAUGCACCCCCUGCACAAACCUGAGGCCUUCCCUUCUUUGCAGCACCUGACGCGCCUCACCAUCAACAGACACGCCAACUGCCCCGACCAGCUGCCACUCCCGAAGCCUCUGCUGCGCUACCUGCAGGACUACCCUUUCCACAUAUGACGGUCCCUGUCCCUCUGGUACAGGACACAGUGACAAUAACAUGGGUCAGGGUCACACUCCAUGAACACACGCCAUGGAUCUGGGACAGUUUGACCCCCAGGCUACAGACAACAGCCCAGCAGGAAAAUAUUGAAAUCCUUAAAUACAAUAAACCUCAGUGUCACCUCACUGGUUGUGAAUGAGCCCAGUCUUACUAUAGUGCUACUGUUGUUCUCCAGAACAAUGUUUUUAUUAUUUUUAUAUGUCUGUUUCAGCCAUUGUGAAUUCAUUUUAUUUCUACAAUGCUAGCAUGUGAGUUCUUGCUUUUUUCCUCCUUAUUUGUUCCAUUUCCCACCAGUAAGGAGAGAGUCAUACAGGUUUUGGUGUGUUUUAGACCAGUGGUCCCAACUGUUUUAUCAAAAGACAGCCAGAACUGGAUUUUCAUCUGGAUUUUCACCCUUUAUGAAAUCAGUGAAGCUGAUGAACCAUGGCUGAGUCAACAGUGAUCCCAUGUAACACCUGUAACUUUAAGGCACCAUUAUGGUCGUCACAAAAUCUCCUAAACAUGCCUGUGAAUAUUCUCAUUCAUCCAGAUCCUAAACAUGUAUUUGCAUUGUGUGUUUUUUAGUGCUGUGGCUGUCUUGAUACAGCAUUAUUUUGCACAAAAUAGCAAGAGUCAGACAAGACGUUUGUUCCCUGCAGGGUGUCACUGUAAUGAUUCUCUUCUUCUUUCAGCAUGGAGGGCCAGAGGUGGUUGGCAAGGCAUUUUAGAAUGAAAGACAGUGUACUUUGUAUUUCUUUCAUGCGCAGAACCCUUUUCUAAAAAUCAGACAUCUUCCAUUUGACGAGGUUAAACACACCCUCUUACAAAAUUUUAAACAGCAUGGACAUUAGAAGCUGUUUGUGGAAAAUCUGUUUACAAACUGGUUUUAUUCUCAGAAGAGGGUCACACAUGCCUGUGGAUUUUCAGAGAAAUAAACCUC
Messenger RNA from Chelmon rostratus (copperband butterflyfish), 1880 nucleotides. Its product is annotated as cytokine-inducible SH2-containing protein-like. Lineage: Eukaryota; Metazoa; Chordata; Actinopteri; Chaetodontiformes; Chaetodontidae. Gene Ontology annotation, molecular function: 1-phosphatidylinositol-3-kinase regulator activity. The record is from RefSeq and is a predicted model, not a curated record. The coding region runs from base 274 to 918 and encodes 214 amino acids. Gene Ontology annotation, cellular component: phosphatidylinositol 3-kinase complex. Gene Ontology annotation, biological process: phosphatidylinositol phosphate biosynthetic process; intracellular signal transduction. The transcript has 3 exons.